GUGGACCAUCUUCCCGGUGCCCUUGGCUGAGGCCUCGGCGUGGAGCCCGUAUCUCUCGGAGGAAACUGCCAGAGCCACAGCCGUGGAGGCCGGAGCCUCGGGUCUCUCGUGGACGUUUGCUCCGAUGGUCGAUUUGGCGCGAGAUCAACGCUGGGGCCGCAACGUGGAGGGCGCCGGUGAGGAUCCGUUCUUAGCAUCCCUCCUGGCCGAGGCGCGAGUCCGGGGCUUUCAGGGCCCCGACCUCCACUUGAACACCUCCCUGGGUGCCUGCCUGAAACACUUUGCCGGCUACUCAGGUGUGGAGGCGGGCUUGGACUACUCUGAGACAGACAUCUCCUUGCAGACCUUUCGGGAGAUGUUCCUGCCACCUUUCCAAGCUGGCAUCGAUGCUGGGGCUGUCAGUGUGAUGAGUGCGCUGAAUGCCCUGAAUGGUGUGCCGUGCAGUGGCAACCGCUGGCUGCUGUCGGAUCUGCUGCGGGGAGAGCUUCAGUUCCUCGGCCUCGUCGUCUCCGAUUACGAAUCCGACACAGAGAUGGUGCCUUUCGGUUUUGUCCAAGACGACUCCGACGCAGCGCGCGUCGCACUUGCCGCCGGCGUGGACAUGAGCAUGCAAAGCGGGGCAUUCCGGAGCCAUCUGCCGAAGCUUGCCGCUCACGGUCGACUCGACAUGAAGCGUUUGGACGAGGCCGUCCGACACGUUCUGCAGCUCAAGGCGAGACUAGGACUCUUCCAGGAUCCUUAUCGCUCUCUCGACCCCCGUGGCGAGUGGCCGCAGGGAAGACUCGCUGAGAAACACGACGAACUUGCUCGACGCGCCGCCCGGGAGUCGCUGGUUCUUCUGAAGAACGACGGCCAGCUCUUGCCGCUGAAAAAGUGCUGCGCGAAGAUCGCCCUCGUGGGCUGGUGGGAGAACGACGUGGACAAUGCAGAAGGCGUCGGUGUGCUCUGGGGCAACAAGUCGCACACAGUGACCUUGAGGCAGGGGCUGCUGGACGUGGUUGGAGCUGAGAAUCUCAGAGCUGUGCCGGGGUCCCGCAUGGACACCCGCAUACCGGGUGGCAUCACGGCCGCGGUAGAGGCUGCAUCCUGGGCCGAUGUGGUCGUGCUGGCACUCGGCGAGGGUGUGAACUACACCGGCGAGAGCCGGUCCCGGUGGGACAUUGGCCUACCUUCCGCUCAGCAGGAGCUUGCUGAAGCUGUCGCUCUCACCGGCAAACCGCUAGUCGUCCUGCUGAAGAAUGGGCGCGCGCUCCAGCUAGAUGGGGCUGUGAAGGAUGCAGCGAGCAUCAUGGUGACGUGGUUCCUGGGUAAGAUGACCGGUGCUGCCAUUGCCGACGUCCUUUUCGGCGACUACAGCCCCUCUGGCCGACUGCCGGUAAGCUCUUUGGCGCAGCUUAGAUAUGGUUUGCUGUCGGCCGUCGUCCCCGGGGUUUUCCAUUGGUUCAGGGCUUUUCAAGACGACUGCCAUGAUGACGACUGCGACCAGCACUGGUAG
Symbiodinium sp. CCMP2456 is the source of this 1495-nucleotide messenger RNA. The record is from the annotation of a GenBank genome assembly. Lineage: Eukaryota; Dinophyceae; Suessiales; Symbiodiniaceae.